AUCAACACGGCUGCCAACAUACGGAUGGUCACCUUCACUGACCUGACUCCUUUCAGCAUGUACCAGACGACCGUGGCCGCCAUAGCAAGCACCGGCGAAUUCGGCGAGAGCAGCCUUCAAGGACCAUACACUCCGGACAUGGUAUCGUUCAAAACAUUUCCGGGAGUUCCGAGUCCCGAUGGGGGCGCUCAAGAGGCCGGUCCAGAUGAGAUACAAAUGCAGUCCACUUCUGCCCGAAUGGGGAUAACUUUCGAGAAGUAA
Protopolystoma xenopodis is the source of this 261-nucleotide messenger RNA. NCBI's taxonomy places the organism in Eukaryota, Metazoa, Platyhelminthes, Monogenea, Polystomatidea, Polystomatidae. The record is from the annotation of a GenBank genome assembly.